Molecule: messenger RNA, 4001 nt
Organism: Hypomesus transpacificus
Lineage: Eukaryota; Metazoa; Chordata; Actinopteri; Osmeriformes; Osmeridae
Gene: elapor1
Product: endosome-lysosome associated apoptosis and autophagy regulator 1
Exons: 22
Coding region: 71-3016 (981 amino acids)
Biological process (GO): positive regulation of vacuole organization; autophagosome assembly
Cellular component (GO): lysosome; extracellular exosome; trans-Golgi network
Source: RefSeq, a predicted model, not a curated record
AACCUGAUCAGUCGUGGCACAGGUUCAACUCUAAAGUCAUCGCACCAACUCGCCACUUGGUUAGAUCUACAUGCAUGUGGAGGCAAAGAUGCUCCGAGCUUCACUUUGCACUUUUAUGUUCUUUUUUGUCGAAAUAGAUGCGUCCCGGGAACUGCCCAUGUGUAAAGAGUCAGAUUACCACUUUGAGUACACAGAAUGUGAUGUGCUGGGAUCACGCUGGAGAGUAGCAGUGCCCAAUAAGCCUGACACAUGUACCGGCCUCCCUGACCCUCUCAAAGGCACUCAGUGCACAUUCUUCUGUAGCGAAGGAGAGUUCCUGGACAUGAGCAGCCAGGAGUGUCAGAAGUGUGCAGCUGGGACCUAUUCCCUCGGGACAGGGGUGGCCUUCGAUGAGUGGGACGACCUGCCUGCAGGCUUUGUCACCCAUGCCAUGAACAUGCACGCAUCCGACAUCUACGCCAACUGUUCCAACUCCACUUGGACACCGAAGGGUGACUAUAUUGCCUCCAACACAGAUGAGUGCACCACCACCUUGUCCUAUGCAGUGAGCCUGAAGAAACCAGGCGCUGUCUCCUUUGAGUAUUUCUACCCCGACAGCAGCAUCUUCUUUCAGUUCUACGUUCAGAAUGACCAGUGUCAGUCCACAGACUCUGAGGGCCACUGGAUGAAGAUGUCUGAGAAUGACUGGACUCCCUACAGCGUCCAGCUAAACAGUGGCAACAAUGUGCUGUACUGGAGGAGCGCUGGGUUCGCCCUGAUGGGCAGCGCUGUCAAACCUGUGCUAUUGCGCAACAUCGCCAUUUCAGGGGUCGCGUACACCUCUGAGUGUUUCCAUUGUAAGCCUGGAACCUACAGUGCCAAGCCAGGAUCGGCCCACUGUGCCAGCUGUCCUGCUGAUUCCUAUUCCAACAAGGGUGCCACAGUUUGCCAACAGUGUGAGAAAGACAAAUAUGCAGAGCCAGGCUCAGCAAGCUGCAAGGCCAGACCUGCAUGCACGACCAACGACUACUUCUACACACACACUCCCUGUGACUCCAGAGGACAGACCCAGCUAAUGUAUAAGUGGACUGAGCCCAAGAUCUGCAGUGAGACAGCCAAGGGGGGGGUGUCUUUGCCAGGCUCGGGUGUGAUGGAGACCUGCCCCCCCUGUAACCCAGGCUUCUACGUCACCAACACCUCCGUCUGCAUGCCUUGCCCCCCCAGUUCCUACUCCAAUGGAACAGCCUGUUCAGACUGCCCUGUCGGCACAGCCCCUGAGGUGGGCUUUGAGUACAAAUGGUGGAACAAGAUGCCCAGCAACAUGAGGAGCUCCGUCUUCAGCAGAGAGUACAGCGACUCUCACAGGAGCACGGCAUGGGAGGUGGCGGGGGAGUACAUCUACACCACCCCAGGAGACCUGGACUCGGACUACAUGAUGCUCACUCUAACCAUCCCCGGAUACAGUCUGCCUCAAUCUGUGGCCAAAGACGAUGAAAGGAGGGAGCUUUCCCACAUCACCUUCGUCUUUGAGACCUCGUGCACAGCGGACUGCACGCUUCAUUUCCUGGCGGGCCACAAUGAGAGGAACAAUGAAGAGGUGGAGCGCUGGGCCGGCUCCAGCAGGAAGCAGUCAUACUCCUACCUGGUCAGGAGCAACAGCACCACCAGUUUCACCUGGGCCUUUCAGCGCACCGAGACAUAUAGCUCAGAACGACAGUACAGCGCGGACUUUGCCAAAAUGUACUCAGUCCUUGUGACCAACGUUGUGGGGGGCGUGGCUUCACGGUGUCACCACUGUGCCCUCGGUUCCUCCGGCGCGGGCUCCGCCUGCGUCCCAUGUCCCCCUGGACGCUACAUGGUCAACGGAACGGGGGUGUGCAGGAGUUGUCCGCCCAACACCUACAUCCUGGCUGAGCAUCAAGUAGGACAGGAUGCUUGUAUACCCUGUGGACCCAACACACACACCAACAAGGCCAGAUCAGCCUGUGUCAGCGACUGCAGUCUGGCUCUGCGCUCCGGCAGAGGGGAGUUGCUGCGCUACGACUUCUCUCCCAUGGCCAACGUCACCUGCUUCCAGAGUGGCUCACGCUUCACUAGCAAAGGCCUCAGAUACUUCCAUCACUUCAACAUGGCCCUAUGCGGAACGGAGGGUAGAAAGAUGGCCAGGUGUGUGGACAACGUGACAGAGAACAGAAGGGAGAUCGAAGGCUAUGCCUGCCAGUCCACCGUGGUUCCCUCAGACAUCAGGGGCCAGAGCAUGGUGUCUUCCCAGCCCUUCAGUAUUGGGGACAAGCUUGUCGGUGUGACCACAGAGACAAGCCUGAGUGGCAUCUCCUCUCUGCAGCACUCUUUCCCCAACCAGCAAGACCAUCCUGAUGUCAUCUUCUACUACAGGGCCAGUGAAACGACACAGGCGUGUAAAAAGGGCAGGUCCACAACCAUCCGACUGAGAUGUGAUCCCACUUUAACAGCCAAAGACCAGAUUACCCUGCCAAGCAACUGUUCUGAGGGCACAUGUGAUGGCUGCUCUUUCCACUUCCUAUGGCAGUCUCAGUACGCAUGUCCCCUCUGUACAGAGAGUCACUACAGGGAGAUAGUGAGCGCCUGCAUCCAGGGCAUUCAGAGAACCACCUAUGUGUGGGUGCAGCCCUUGCAGUGCACUGGCGGGGUAUACCUACCAGACCAGAAGGUGAGCGCCUGCGUGACCCUGGAUAUCUGGCUCAAAUUCGGAGUGACCACAGGAACGAUCGCUGCCCUUUUACUCAUCAGUCUCAGCUGCUACUUCUGGAAGAAGACACGCAAACUGCAGUAUAAGUACUCCAAGCUGGUCAUGAGCUCUGGGGAGAAGGAGUGUGAGCUCCCUGCUGCAGACAGCUGCGCCAUCAUGGAGGGAGAGGACGCAGAGGACGACCUCAUCUACCUCACCAAGAAAUCCUUCUUCACCAGGAUCAAGUCCUUCUCAAGAGAGAGAACCUCUGAUGGAUUUGAUUCUGUACCUCUGAAGUCCUCCUCAGGCCUGGACAUGGAGAUGAAUUAGAGCAGGGACAGAGCUACCUGUGUAGUACUCAAACAACAUGGGAUGUCAAAGUAGCAUUGUAUGAAUGGACCAACAAUACUGGAAGACGCAACAUGCAUUUACUAUAAAUGUCACCAUGAGGUUUCUUCACAAUAUAUGGGGAUGUACAGCCGUGGCCAAAAGUAUUGGGAGCGACAUACAUUUUGUGUUUCCAAAGCUUGCUGGGCCUUGGCAUAAAAUGACUGCUAACAUAAUUUCAGUAAGUCAUAUCAUCAGCACAGGGGAAAGUGUGAGGUAAUUGUAGCCAGGUGAAAUCACUCUAUCAUUCUGAUUGGCUUUUAAGACCAGAUUGACUGCUGUAAAAGAAGGGACUAUUUGCAUAUAUUAAAAUUCUCACCCCCCAAAAAACAAAAAAUAUGAAAUGUGCCUUAUUGUAUUCCAGUAUUCUAUAGAAACAUAUUAAAACAUUUUCCUCAAAUACUGAACCAGCAAACUUUGCAAAACACAACAUUUGUCAUUGCCAAAACUUAUUGCCAUGAGUAGAUUUUAUAUUUUUAUGAAUAAAAUUCAUUUUUACACUUUCACUUUAAUGCCUGGUGAACUUCUAUAAGGGAGUAUAAAUUGUAAAUGCUUUGUUGAUGUGUAGAGCAGUAGUGUAAAGGCUAUUACAUUUCUGUGGACUCUAUACUAUGCCUGUGGUUCAAUCCAUGAAUUAUAAUUGUUUGUUGUAUUCUUGUAAAUUUUUCAAAGAUAAAACAAGUUUGUUUAUGGAUUAUAGAUUGCAGCCGUUUAUACUGUUGUGUUGGUUAAAGUGUCAUGCUUGAAUGAUUGUUUAAUUAAUUUCAAGUGUUCUUACAAAACCAUGGAACAGUGCCUUAUGUGUAUUUUACUAAUAGUAUUAUCAGGAGCUAUAUUUAAUUAAUGUUUUGUUGACCAAAGAUUUCUUAUGCAUCAAUUCACGUGGAAUUUCAAUAUCGUAUAAAGAUAUUUGCGUCUUUGUCAAAAA